AUGUCCGAAAGGGAAGAUAAUGUGUACAAAGCUAAAUUGGCCGAACAGGCCGAGCGCUACGAUGAAAUGGUUGAUGCUAUGAAAAAUGUGGCUUCCCGCAAUGUAUCAGACAAUGAACUCACAGUUGAAGAGAGGAAUCUCCUCUCAGUUGCAUACAAGAAUGUCAUAGGUGCCCGCCGAGCAUCCUGGAGAAUAAUCUCUUCCAUUGAACAGAAGGAAGAAACAAAAGGCGCAGAGGACAAGCUAAACAUGAUCCGCGCCUACCGCAGUCAGGUGGAGAAGGAGCUGCGUGACAUCUGCGCGGACAUCCUCAGCGUCCUCGACAAGCACCUAAUACCCAGCUCGCAGACCGGCGAGUCGAAGGUCUUCUAUUACAAAAUGAAGGGCGACUACCACCGGUACCUGGCCGAAUUCGCAACGGGCAAUGACCGCAAGGAGGCGGCGGAGAACUCACUGGUGGCGUACAAGGCGGCCUCCGACAUUGCCAUGACCGAGCUGCCACCCACACACCCCAUCCGUCUUGGUCUAGCGCUCAACUUCUCUGUGUUCUACUACGAGAUCCUAAACAGCCCGGACCGCGCGUGUCGGUUGGCGAAGGCCGCCUUCGACGACGCCAUCGCCGAGUUAGACACUUUGUCGGAGGAGAGCUACAAGGACUCGACGCUCAUCAUGCAGUUGCUGCGGGACAACCUCACCCUCUGGACCUCCGACAUGCAGGGCGACGGCGAGUCCGGUGAAGCGGAACAGAAGGAGCCCGCGCAGGACGUGGAGGACCAAGACGUGUCGUAA
Messenger RNA from Pieris macdunnoughi, 789 nucleotides. The record is from the annotation of a GenBank genome assembly. Lineage: Eukaryota; Metazoa; Arthropoda; Insecta; Lepidoptera; Pieridae.